Hydatigera taeniaeformis is the source of this 687-nucleotide messenger RNA. Lineage: Eukaryota; Metazoa; Platyhelminthes; Cestoda; Cyclophyllidea; Taeniidae. The record is from the annotation of a GenBank genome assembly.
AUGUCGACUCAAGUCCCUAAAGUUAUCAAUGAAGGUCUGGCAGCGUUGACUACUCAGUUCAUUAUAUCAACAGGUCCUGCAUCGACAACAGUGGUUUCGGCAGAUACGUUCACAACGCCAACUGUUCCUGCCUCUGCUCUCAUGACCACCGCGACUGAUGACUCCACUUUUACUAGUCGACCUAUUCACACCUCCAAAAUCAACACAACACGUGCGUUCACGCCUAAUAAUUUAUUUAACACAUCAACAGGUCCUGCCGCGACAGCAAUGAUUUCCACAACUAGCCUUGUCACUCUCACUACCACAUGCACAUCGAUCACCGAACUCACUACACCAACGGCAGCUACUAGUGAGUCAGCUUCCACUGGCAGAUCUACACACUCACUCGUAUCCAGCAACACACGUUUGUCCUCUUCCAGUCUUCUGACCACCACUUUAGGGGAUUCAGAGCUGACACCACACCUUAUCAAUGACGGUGAUUCUACACCAACUCCUUCGAUCACCGCAGUUUUGUAUACUUCUCUGGUUGCGGCUUUUAAUUUGAAUUUAAAGUCGCCUUUGCUAGUCCUCUGCCGUGAAUUUUCCAGUGGACUCAUGGAAGUUGGCAUUAAAGCUAAGUUUGGUAUUCCAAGUGUAGAAAACUACGGGACGCAACAACUGACGCAGGAUGUUGUCGCUCUCAGGUAG